This is a messenger RNA of Pichia membranifaciens NRRL Y-2026, 573 nucleotides long. RefSeq lists its product as hypothetical. The transcript has a single exon. The coding region runs from base 1 to 573 and encodes 190 amino acids. NCBI's taxonomy places the organism in Eukaryota, Fungi, Ascomycota, Pichiomycetes, Pichiales, Pichiaceae. The record is from RefSeq and is a predicted model, not a curated record. Gene Ontology annotation, biological process: energy reserve metabolic process.
AUGGCAAGAAAGAACCUCAAGCCCGUUCAUAUGGAACCAGUCCAUAUCGACCAUUUAGAAAAAGCCCCCGCAGUCAGAAACUCCAAAGAAAUGGAUUUCGACAGCUUGGAGGAUUUUGAGAAGUAUAUCAUGGACGAGUCUUGGGACAAUGAGUUUGACAAUUUGAACAUCCACGUUAAGUACCUGCCACCUUUCAUUGUCAACCAAACCAAAGGCAAUGAAGACAAAAUCAAGCCUCAGAUGAACUCCUUGAACAAGAAGUUUAGAAGACAUUUGCAGCACCACGUCAAAAGACACCUUUUACCAGACAUCAACCGGAUGGCCGGUAUUGAUUAUGAUUUUAGUAAGGACGGAGAAGAGAAGGUGGCCAACCAGUAUGGCACCUCUUCUUUUUACAAGUGGCAUUUCACCGACGAGACUAAUCACGGGUUUGAUGAGUCCGAGUACAAUUCCAGAAACCACUGGAAGGUUGAAGUUGCCAUCGAGUCCAACUCAAACAAUCCAUGGAUUGAUGUCACGUACAAAUCCGUUGCAGCAAAUGAUGGUGAGAUUUCACCUGCAGACAUUGCCUGA